Linum trigynum is the source of this 5466-nucleotide messenger RNA. The record is from the annotation of a GenBank genome assembly. Lineage: Eukaryota; Viridiplantae; Streptophyta; Magnoliopsida; Malpighiales; Linaceae.
GAAAUCCGGGGUACCGCAUAUCUUGAGUAUGAAAACGCUAUCUAUACCUCGAAUUAGCAUGAUUUUUGGGCAGUAUACUAUACCCUAACCCUUAAUGAGUGAACCCUAGGUCCUAAUUAUCUAAAUCAUAAACUAUAAACCCUAAGAUGGUGCUUUCCUUUUUGUGCCUAUAUUUGGACGAAUCGUAACCGUCGAUUAUUGUUUCUAAUUAAAUUGAUCUUGGAGUAUAAGAUUGGGAGAAUUAAGACGUAGAUUUUGAUCUCUAAGGGUUAGAGUAUAGUAUCAUGUCCAAAAGAUCGAUCAAUUCAAGGUCUAGAUAGUGUUUUCAUACUCAAGGUAUGUGGUACCCCGGAUUUUACCCAGGGUACCGUAGAACUCGCCAUAUAUAUAUAUAUAUAUAUAUGGUGCCUUCUACGGUAUCCCAUGAAAUCCGAGAUACCGCAUACCUUUGCGUAAGAAAACGCUAUCUAGAACUCGAAUUAACAGGAUUUUUGGGAAUGAUACUAUACCCUAACCCUUAAUGAGUGAACCCUAUGUCCUAAUUACCUAUAUCAUAAACUAUAAACCCUAAGAUCAUUGAUUUUUUUGCCCAUAUUUGGACGAAUCAUAACCGUUGCCUAUUGUUUCUAAUUAAAUUGAUCUUGAGGUAUAAGAUUAGGAGAAUUAAUACCUAGAUUUUGAUCCCUAAGGGUUAGAGUAUAGUAUCAUGUCCGAAAGAUCGGUCAAUUCAAGUCCCCUGGAUAGCGGAUUUCCCUUUGGGUACUGUAGAACCACACACACACACACACACACACACACACACACACACAACACACACACACGCACACACGCACACACACACACACACACACACACACACACACAUAUAUAUAUAUAUAUGACACGCUAUGACUGACACACACACACACACACACACACACACACACACACACACACACACACACACACAUAUAUAUGACACGCUAUGACACAACACCUGACAAUGGCCAAGUGUAACCAAUGGAAGGGACUAACACACACACACACCCAUAUAUAUAUGACACGCUAUGACACAACACCUGACAAUGGCCAAGUGUAACCAAUGGAAGGGACUAACACACACACACACACCCAUAUAUAUAUGACACGCUAUGACACAACACCUGACAAUGGCCAAGUGUAACCAAUGGAAGGGACUAUAGUAUAGUGGCUCAAGUAAUAAAUAUCGAAUCCACGGGUCUCUAGAGUUACUAUUACUCAGCUUCAGUUCAUUAUCUAGCAAACCAGAUUAAGAUGAAAGAACUAACACUACUCUAGCUAUAGUUAAAGUUAAUCUAAUUACAGGUUGGGAACUCACUUAGGUAUGAUUCCCCCUAGACACUAGCCAGACUAACGAUUGAUGAUUUCUUACUCAAGGUAUGCGGUACCCCGGAUUUCACCCUGGGUACCGUAAAACUCCCCAUAUACUUCUUGAGUGUGUUGAGUUUGUGCAGUAAUUAGAUUCCUUAAUGUUUUCUUGCCCCCAAAACUCAACGUACUCAAGAAAAUCUCACAUUUCUCAUUUUUUAAAUAACAUUUUUUGUUGUGGGAAUAUAAAAUUUGUAAACUUGAGAGUACUUUCGAGUAACCUAGAAAAUACAAGUUAAUUGUACCAUUGUGUCCAAUACCUUAUUGAUCCUUACAAGGUAUUUCCAAAUUUGGACAACUCUAAAUGUGCAAGUGCCUUAUUACACAUACGGGUUCCAUUAACUACUUUUCUGGAUACUCAAUUUAAGGAUGUACGUUGUAACUCUUGUGACUUUUAUCCAAAUGAAGUCUAGUAAGUGUAAAUGCAUAAUUAUACUCCUCGCCAUAUCCAUAAAAUUUCAACAAACCACAACAUCCUUGACUCUCUAAUUUUUUUCUCCUUCUUUACUAAGAAUUUUGAAGUUAAGUGAACGAGCACAAUCUUAUCUCGAAGCUUCCCUCCUCUUCUUUUGUGAGUAUUAGUACUCGCCUAAAACUUUAUGGAGGAAGAUAAAUUAAACCACGUGCUGAGUAUGUCUUUUGACAACUCUAACUGUAGUCACUUGACUUUAAUUUGAAAUAAGACACAUCCAAAAUAUAAUACACUUGAACAUUUUGCCUAACACUUUAAGGAAUCAAAUUGCCCUUAUAAGCAACUUAUUACGGAUCUUGUCAUGUUUGGAAAAAUAUAGUACGAGUGCCACAAGGUACUCUUUAGUUGUCUUAGUAAAAGAGUCUAAAUUAUUCAUCGAAUAGAGUGCUUAAUAAUCAUCAAGCACACUCAAUUGGAUCAAUCCAUACUUUUCAUUAUUAAAUCUCAUUGAGAUUUACCAGAGUAGAAUAUGGGUUGUUCCACUUAAAAGUGCAAGAUCAAAGCCUAUAUCGAGAAUAAUGUCCAUAAUUGUCUUAAAAAACUUUAUAUUCAUCCCAUUCGACAAAGAGUUAACUUUAAUUUUUGCAGAAAUAUUUAAUCCAAAGCAGGAAAACUAUAUGAAUAUAAAAGAAAACACACAACAUGCAAUGUCAGGUAACAAGACAAGAUAAUUAUCCAAUUUCGGGGACCCGUCAUAAGAUACCAAAUGCAACAUUAAUUCUUAGUCUUUGGACAAAUAAAUUAACUGCGAGCGGUACUCUUAAUACAAUGAUCAAAUACUGAUAAUAACUUCUGUCAAAUAACAGUCGACCUUUGGGCUGACUGUUAUUUACAUGAACAAUAGCUCUAUAAUUAUCACGUAAUUACCAUUAAUGUGCUUGAUUAUUUUGGUCAGAUAGUGUCGUCCUUUGGGUCGAGCACUACCCACAUAAAAUAACCUUACACGUACAUCCAUAUAUUUGAAUUUUAAAUAAUUCUCGCAAAUAGAGGUUACUUUGGCAACAUACUGCUAAAAUUAAUUUAAUUAAAAUACUGGACAAUUCUCUCAUAAUCUUAAAAUAUUAAUAAGUGAUUAAUUACCAUUAAGAGAGAAUGACAAUAAUAAUUUAAAUAAAGGUUUAUUCCAUCUAAGGACACCAUGCACUCCAUUAAUAUUUUAUCUUUGGACAAAAUAUUAACUUGUAAGUGAUGUCUUAUGAUGACAAGAACAUGUGAAAUAGUAAAUCUACCUUUGGGCCGAUUUAAAAUUCACAUGUGAACCGAUUAAUGAUCACACAUUUAUGACUAUAUGCGCGUAUAUGAAUCUUUAAAUAUUCACCUACCUUUGGGCCAGUGAAUACAUACACAAUUUACACGCGCUAAAAUAUAAACCUUUACUGUAUGGGGAUUAAAAUUGUCUUAUCAAGCAUUAUAAAAAAAAAAAUUGUCUUAUCAAGCCCCAAAUAUUAGAUUACAGAAAUGAGGCUUCUGUGCGUCAAAAAAUUAGUCUUGUUUAAAAUAAAACUACGAGGCAUGAGUUGCACAAAGUGAGUGCAUACUUAUAAUUAUGUACGGUAAACAAUAAUUGUAACCCAUAAUGGUAGUUAUUAUCACCAAAAGAUAAUUAUCAUGACCAGGGAUAAUUGUUAUAACAAAAAAAAAAUAUAUUAUUAUUAUUAUUAGAACCCGUAGCCAUUGCCAAGAGACAUUGAACCUUUAUUACUAUAACGGGUAAUUAAACAUUGCUGCUUAGCCCUAGCGAAAGCUUGGAAAUUACGUAAGAGUUUCCAUAUUACAGAGCUAGGAAAUAUGUUAUUUGCUUUUCAAUUUCUGGAUAUGGAUGAUAGGAAUAAGGUCUGUUAUGGUGGACCUUGGCACUACGAAAAUUCUCUCAUUGUUUUUAAGGCGAGCACAACAAUUUAGAAACCUAAACCUGAGGACUUACACAUGAUUGAUUUAUGGAUACGUAUAGAGGGUUUCCCCGCAGAAGUGCGUACACAGAAGAUGGCAGAAAAGAUUGCAACAAGAUUUAAAGGCUUAGACUGGUUUGAUAACGAUUCAAGCACAAUGUGGGAAGACUAUAUGCGACUGAGGGUAUAUCUCUCAAUCAACAAUCCACUGAAAAAGAAGUUAAAGCUUAAUAUUGCAGGUAAACUGAUGGAAUACCAGUGAAGUAUGAGAAACUCCCUAUGUUCUGCUACUCCUAUGGCAGAAUAGGGCACCUUAAGCUCAAAAUCAAACUGGAGCCAAAGCCAGAAGUGGAUCCCUAUGGCUAUGAGCUAAGGGUAGCAGCCCCAGGGGCAAAGAAUCGGCUCUCCUACACUGCUAUAAAAGAAGAAUCUGAAGUGUGGGCUGCACUAAGGCAAAAAUUUGAAAUGAAGAGUAUCGGAUCAAACUCUGAUCAUGACAUGGCUCUCGAACAGAAGGAAACUAGACUCAAUGAAGAGCAGACCCUGCCUCAACAGAGCUAGGAGAUAUGUUAUUUGCUUUUCAAUUUCUGGAUAUGGAUGACAGGAAUAAGGUCUGCUAUGGUGGACCUUGGCACUACGAAAAUUCUCUCAUUGUGUUUAAGGCGAGCACAACAAUUCAGAAACCUAAACAUGAGGACUUACACAUGAUUGAUUUAUGGAUACGUAUAGAGGGUUUCCCCCGCAGAACUGCGUACAUAGAAGAUGGCAGAAACGAUUGCAACAAGAUUUGAAGUCUUAGACUGGUUUGAUAACGGUUCAAGCACAAUGUGGGAAGACUAUAUGCGACUAAGGGUAUAUCUCUCAAUUAACAAUCCACUGAAAAAGAAGUUAAAGCUUAAUAUUGCAGGUAAACUGAUGGAAGUGAAGUAUCAGAAACUCCCUAUGUUCUGCUACUCCUAUGGCAGAAUAGGGCACCUUAAGCUCAAAAUCAAACUGGAGCCAAAGCCAGAAGUGGAUCCCUAUGGCUAUGAGCUAAGGGUAGCAGCCCCAGGGCCAAAGAAUUGGCUCUCCUACACUGCUAAAAAAGAAGAAUCUGAAGUGUGGACUGCACUAAGGCAAAAAUUUGAAAUGAAGAGUAUCAGAUCAAACUCUAAUCAUGACAUGGCUCUCGAACAGAAGGAAACUAGACUCAAUGAAGAGCAGACCAUGCCUCAACAGAGGGUCGAGGGAAAGAAACAAAUUCAACAGAUUCCACUAGCUGAGAAGCCACAACAGCCCCCAGAGAUACAACAACCACCCAUUCAAACAGUGAAGCAUCAUGAGAAGAAGGGGGAAUAAUACACUGGGGAUCUACAGAAAUUUGUGAUGGGUAGCGUGGAAGGAAAGAUACCUGGAAGGAACAUUGGCAAAGUGUGGAGGAGGAGAGAAACUGGACAGAAAAAACCAAGUACAUGAGUGCAGUUUACUCCACAGAAAAGGCAGGCUACAUCUCUCAAAGAAGGUGAUCUUGCAGAGCAAACACAAGAGGAAGUUAUGAAGAAAGCUAGAAAGAUGCACUUCUCUGAAUAGGAGAAACAUAUAACACAGCUUAAUAACAAAAACUUGGAUGGUGGUGUGGCGGAGCUUGCAAAAGAGCAGGCUCGCGCAGCUCAAUGAGUUAUUUAAGCUAUAAUUGUCGGGGUUUGGGAAGUCCCCUGGCAAUUAAAAAGCUGGAUCGAC